AAACCCACCAUCAUUGGAUCAAAAGAAGCAGAACUCUCUCUCUCUCUCUCCCGUCUCCCGCUUCUGCGUACGUGUAUGUAAGAGGUCGGUAGUUUUGUCCUGGAUGAAGUAGAGAAAGAGAAGGGGAGAAAGCGGCAGAAGCAGCGUAGAGGAGAGGAAAGGAGGGGACCCAUCAUAGACAAACGUCAUUUCAAGGAAUAAGCCAUAGCAGUCAUCGUCCCCACAUUGAAAACAAACGCUUCGCCCGUCCCGACCCCUGAUUGCAGUUUGGAAGGAUUGGGCGUCUCACUCCCACCCGCCACCCCUCCCCCCACCUCUUGUCGGCUUACACGACGUUCAACGAUUCCUUUUAGAACACGUCUUCUUCUUCACCUUAUUCCACUAAGAACUUCUCUCUCUCUCUCUCUCUCUCUCUCUCGUCCUGCAUAUCCUUCUCACGGUUCUUUCUCUUCCUCCCUCUACACACACAAGUAGGCAAGGAUUACAACGAGCAAGAUCAGAAAAAAGAAACGAAAAUAAUGGUGAUAACAUCCUCACAGCUUUGCGUGGACUCCUCUCAGUGGCCACAGAUUCAGGAGAGGGGCUUGAUGCCAUCGCCAUCUUCUUCCUCGUCCUCCAGGGUCAUGGAACAGGCAGCAGGUAUUAAAAACCCAGCUGAUUCUGCCCUCAAGUGCCCCAGAUGUGAUUCCUCAAACACCAAGUUCUGCUACUACAACAACUACAGCCUCUCCCAGCCCAGACACUUCUGCAAGACAUGCAAGCGUUAUUGGACCAGAGGGGGAACGCUGAGGAAUGUUCCUGUGGGUGGUGGCUGCAGGAAGAACAAACGGGUGAAGAGAACCACGACCUUUGACCAUGGCGGCCCUUCUUCUCAUCUCAAGACCACAGCACUGGUGCCAUCAAAUGCAACAUCUUCUUCCCAACCAACCCUACCACCAACACCACCACUCUCAUCCUUGCCCACUAGCACUUCUGCAACAGCCACCACAACCAGCAGUCCUCUCCAAAACCCAACUUUUCUUAACCAUGAAUUUCAUAUCAACAGCUCUCUUGUGUCAUCGCUAAAGUCUGUUCUCUCUUCUGGGGCAGGCUUUCCUGCAAAGGAGAACGCCCUUGAGUGCAAUUUCCUGCAGGAUCACAAUGGGUUUAGCGGCAUAAGUCAAAUUUCUGGGGCAUCUUCUCUAUUCCCAACCACGUUUUCUCAUCUGGGUCAGCCUCUUGAUGGCCUCAGCGGUAAUUUCUCAAGCAGUAUUCUGUCAGAAGGUCCAUGGAGACAUGUCCAACAGCAGAAUUUUUUUCUACCGCUGGAGGAAUUGAGCAACAGUGGCACUCAACCAAAGGUGAGUGAAGAAAAUUUGAGAAAUUUGAGCGUGAAGAUCGAGGAGGACGGCAAGCGCAUGGGUCACUUAGAGUGGCAUGUAUCGAAUCAGGCCAUGUUUGGGACCAAUAACAAUGAACCAUCUCUUUAUUGGAACCCAAGCGUUGGGUCAUGGCCUGAUGUUACAAAUUAUGGGUCAAGUAUAGCUUCUUUGAUGUAGGAAUGAAGUUGGGGGCGAGAGGAGAAGAAGAAGAAAGAUAAACAUAACCACGUUGAGUUACUUACAAACUAUGGACCCUUUUGGUGUGGCUUUCUUCAGUCCAUCUCCCUCCUUUUUCUAGUCGAUCUUUUUGGUGUUUUCUUUUUCAUGAAAACUUUCUUUAGGUAUAGAGAGGUUUUAAGGAUGGUGUUGUUCUAGAUUCUGUGUGAAAGUGAGUCCAAAUAUUACUGUCAAAAGAAAGCUAAAGAAGAAAAGACGGGUGAAGCCUGGAUCGGAGCGCUCAUGUCAGCUGCAAUUUGUUGGAGAUUUGCACUGAGAGGAACCUCGGAUCCUUUUCUGCUGGUGGAUUUGGAACGUUCAGUUAGAGGAAGAAGAUUGAGGAAGAUUGGUUUGUCUAAUUCUUGAUCAUUUUCUUUCCUUUGAUCUCCAUCGACUAUGUUUCUUUGUACAUAAACUUGUGCCUGACAUAUUCCUUUUUAAAUUUGUAUCGGGACAAUGUUGUCGUUGGUUUUCUUGGUGUUGGUGGAGUGAGGCUAAUGUUUAGUCUCAACCUCAGUCAGUCUUACUGAUGUAUCAUGAGAAGAUUUGGAAUAAGAUCUUUCUUUCAUGCCAUGAAGAGAA
Molecule: messenger RNA, 2159 nt
Organism: Nymphaea colorata (pocket water lily)
Lineage: Eukaryota; Viridiplantae; Streptophyta; Magnoliopsida; Nymphaeales; Nymphaeaceae
Product: dof zinc finger protein DOF1.4-like
Exons: 2
Coding region: 519-1538 (339 amino acids)
Biological process (GO): regulation of DNA-templated transcription
Molecular function (GO): DNA-binding transcription factor activity; DNA binding
Source: RefSeq, a predicted model, not a curated record